CCCGGCGCCGGGGCCGCCGCCCGCUUGCAGCGCUGCCAGCCGGCCGGCCGGGGCUGCGGAGCCCGGGAGCGCGCAGGCCAGGCCGGAGCUCCGCCGUCCGCGUCGCUUGGGCCUCUGUGUCCGCCAUGGGGGCGUCCGCGAGGCUGCUGCGCGCCGUGAUCAUGGGGGCCCCGGGCUCCGGCAAGGGCACCGUGUCGUCGCGCAUCACCCGGCACUUCGAGCUGAAGCACCUCUCCAGCGGGGACCUGCUCCGACAGAACAUGCUGCAGGGCACAGAAAUUGGUGUGUUAGCCAAGACUUUCAUUGACCAAGGGAAGCUCAUCCCAGAUGAUGUCAUGACUCGGCUGGUCCUUCAUGAGCUGAAAAAUCUCACCCAAUAUAGCUGGCUGUUGGAUGGUUUUCCAAGGACUCUUCCACAGGCAGAAGCCCUGGAUAAAGGUUAUCAAAUAGACACAGUCAUUAACCUGAAUGUGCCCUUUGAGGUCAUUAAGAAACGCCUCACUGCUCGCUGGAUUCAUCCAGCCAGUGGCCGAGUCUACAACAUUGAAUUCAACCCUCCAAAAACUGUGGGCAUAGAUGAUCUGACUGGUGAACCACUGAUUCAGCGUGAGGAUGAUAGACCAGAGACAGUGAUCAAGAGACUGAAGGCUUAUGAAGCCCAAACUGAGCCUGUCCUGGACUAUUACCAGAAAAAGGGUGUGUUGGAAACAUUCUCUGGAACAGAAACUAACAAGAUCUGGCCCCAUGUAUAUGCCUUCCUGCAAACCAAAGUUCCAGAAAUGAGCCAGAAACCCUCAGAUACUCCCUGAGGAAGAUGGCAGAUGAGCGGAACCACCUGUCUUUGUAUUAAGCAGCUGCUUUUCCUAUGACUCAGCAUUUUCUUCGAAAAUUAUAUUUUACUUCUACUGAUUUUAUUCUGGAUAUUACUAAGGAUGUGCCAAAUGAGUCAGAUACUAAGAUUGAUCUUUUGAAAUCAUCUAGUAUGUUUUAUCCACUUAUUUUCUAAGGGUGUAUAAAUUAAAAAAAAAGACACACUAGAGAUGUUGAAACUGUAAAAAAAAAUCUUUUAGAGCAAAAUUAAAAUUAAAUUGGCAGUAUUUAACUUUUUGUUCUGUGAGAGGAAAAUGGUUCAUUAAAUUUUCAUAUUUUUCUGGAAACGUUAAAAUUAUAUGUCAUUUGUGGGAAAUAUCUCAUCAUUGGCUUUUGCUCAGACCAGUGUUGAAAGACUUUUUCCUAGCCCUGGGGACAUGGUUUUGUGCAACACCAUGUAAUAUUUCCAGGAAGAAACUCAACUGGAUUUACAGGUUUGUUGCACGAUACCAACUCACUGCUGCCUUUACGCUAAGAAAACACAAAUGCUAGCCACAUGUGCUGUGUUUAUUUUGUUGUGAGACAUACCUUCAGUUUAUUCAGUUUUUUAAAAAAGUAUCAAUUAGCAUAUAAGAAAACAUUGCCUUAAUAUGGUUUUCUUUUGAAAAUACAUGUAUCUGCAGGAUAUGAUUAUGUCAGAAAUUGACAUUAUAAGUUCCUAGAUACGCACCAAUAUUGAGUCACUUUUCAAUGGACAGUGUACCGUCCUUGAUUUUUAGAUGUUACUCAGGUUAAGAAAUCAAUGUUUUAGGGUCUACUUGUCUGUUCCUCUUUCUUAGGAACACACAGUCUGCCUUGAUAAACAAGUUGUAGUAAAAAGAAAAAAACAAGAGUAAGAAAAAACCCAUGUCACUAUGUAAAACUGGCACACUUUGUUAUUAAGGAAAUAGAAAUAGAUCAGGAUGCCUGGGAAAUAUUCCCUUAACAUAAAUACCAAUCAUAAUUAGUAAACAGGUACGGCAAUAAAAAGAAUUUACAUGAUAGGUUAAAAAAGGACCAGAGUUCACUAAAGGAAACCUUUAUUCCUCAAAGGAAUGGACACCUGCUAUUGUUUACUGCCACCCUCUCGGCCCCUCCCCUCUUUUGAUCCCAAGCUGUCCUUGAGCUCAAGAUCCUUAUGCCUCAGCUUACUGAGUCCUGCAGUUACAGCAGGUGAGUUCAGCAGGGAAGACCUCUGCUGGUGUCAUCUGAGCAGGUUUUUUUGCUGUUGUUUUGUUUGUGGUGCUGGGGAUCAAACGUGCUAGGCUAGUUCUCUGCCACUGAGCUGCAUCCCCAGUUCUUGGUUUUUGAGACAGGAUCUCGAUGUGUAGCUCAGGCUAGCCUUGAAUUUGAGAUUCUUCUGUCUCAGCUUCUUGAGGGCUGGGAUUAAAGUGUACAUCACCAUGCCUGGCCUGAGCAGUCAUUUUAUAUCCUAAAUCAUUUUAGAUUCCUUAAUGGGACAACAAAGUUGCGUGCUUAUGUACUGUGGGUAGAAGUGAGGCAACAUGAGAGGUAGAGGAAAAAAACAAUUAUAUCUUCCAUGGGAUAUGUACUCUUCCUUGGUGCUAAAUCAAAUGAAUCAAGACUUUGUACAAGCUGAUAUUGCCUUUGGAAAUUUAGUUCAUUUUAUUCCAGGCUUUGAAUACACAUGCCAGCCAGGGGCUCUUACAUAUUUAGGGGGAGCAGAUACAGAAUUUUUCUCUUUAUUUUUAAAAAUUCAUUGUUGAGUUUUUAAAAUGAACUAGGCUUUUAAAAAGAAUUACAGUGAACAUCUUGUCCUUUGUAAUAUAAACUUUCUAUAAUGCCUUAUUUAAAUGUUAUGUGCUAUCUAAAAAAGCUGUGAACUACCUAAAACUUAGGAAUUAUCACUAGAUUGUCAGGCGUACAUUAAUCUCUUAGAAUAUAAUGAAAUGUCAGCACUGUGGCUAUUACUUUGUCUUUGGUCCUAGGGCCCACUCCACCCCACCUUCCUUUCUGCUGUACUAACUUCUCAUUGGCCUUGUUCUAAUAAAUUGUCUUAGGACAGUACCUGAUUUGGUUUCAUUUUGUGCAUUUAUCUCCAGUUACAGUAUUGGCAGCCAUUACUGGCUUUCAUAUCUCCUUAGAGACAUGGAAAUCAAGGACAGGGUUGAAAAACACACUAUUAAAAUCAAAAUUCUUUUUUCCUGUGACCAUUCCUUCCCUGCCCCCAAAACACUUAACCUAAGUUUUACACAUACUUCCUUUACUUUGGGAAAUGUGUAUGACUUUUUUCAUUAAAACAAAAGAACUGCUGAAUGAGAUGAUGUCACAGACAGUGCCAGGAGUAUCACUGGUGAGUGCAUUGUUAAAAAACAUAAUGCUGCAAUGACGAGUUAGGAUUUUUGUGCCAUAUGGAAAUAUGUCUGGAGCUGACUGCCCUGGAUAAGGAGGAACAGUAUCUGAAAACUAUUACCCUUGUUUCUGGGCAGAGUGUGAGACAUGAAAUGCAAAAUGGCAGUUUUUUUGUACCACCCAGAAAUUUCACUACCAUCUGAAAUAGCUUACAUACUGGCUCAAAUUUCUGAACUCCAGCCCAUGACUACUCCCCGCAGCUAUAUACAAUGAUGGCAUUCCUGCAAAAUAUCUUGGAAACUCACUUUGGAACAAAACUUCCCUAUACUAAGAAUAAAUCAUUGUAAUUGCAGAGCUUAGAUUAUACUAAACUGCUGUUAAUACUUGCACCCAACAGCAACAAUUUGCAUUUUAAAACAUUAUACAUUUUGUCUUCUCAGAAAACACCCUCACUGAAAAAUUUCAGAAAUAGCAUUCCUAUUCUUGCAGUUAAAGAUUUUCAUUUUGGAAGUUAUUAAUUUAAGAGUUAAAAUAAUCUAGCUGUGCUUCAAAAGCUGAUAAAAGCCCGUAUUAUUUGCAGUGUGUCUAACCACCCUCUGCCUUUUUAAAUAAGCUCCCUAAUGAUCAUGAGUUUUCCAUAUCUAGCACUGAGUAAAGUUCAAGUGUCAUGCCAAAGUGUAAAUCAGUCUAGCUUGUGUCAUGUUCUCCCAAAAGAUUCCAGGUGUCUGAAGAGUAAAUGGCAUGAAGAAUUAUGAAUAAUCAAAUGAA
Castor canadensis (American beaver) is the source of this 3930-nucleotide messenger RNA. RefSeq names its product adenylate kinase 3 (gene Ak3). NCBI's taxonomy places the organism in Eukaryota, Metazoa, Chordata, Mammalia, Rodentia, Castoridae. Gene Ontology annotation, biological process: nucleobase-containing compound metabolic process. Gene Ontology annotation, cellular component: mitochondrion. Gene Ontology annotation, molecular function: ATP binding; AMP kinase activity. The record is from RefSeq and is a predicted model, not a curated record.